AUGUCGCAGGGACCAAAUAAAAAGCCAAACCAGAUUGCAAGUGAUGGAUCGGGUAGGUCGAGAAUUACACACAAAGAAGAGCUGCCCAGAGAGCAUGCUGAUAACAGGGGAAAUAGCAAAGAUGGGACCAAGGGCUCAGGGGUUGGAUACAGUCUGUCAAGAUUUAGGCAGAUGUUAAAAAAUGUUGAUGCCAAAUAUUCACAUUUACCACAUUUGAAUACUGCAUUGGAGUAUCCGGAAAAUGACGUGGAACUUACAAAGAGUAACAGUGUAUUUUUCAAUAGAAGCAGAACAUCAUCUCUUGCCUCCAGUAUCUCAAAGAUUGAAAGAUCGAUUCCGAGUGCUCACCCCAGGAUGGAGGAAAAAAGGCUUGAGCGAGGAUUUGAACCUCAGCGUAAGGCAAUACACCCACAAUCAAUUCUUUCAUCUAGGGCAUCAGGAGCAACCGCUAAACAAGCAUUACCUAGGCAUUUAAGCAGCAUUUCAUUCCGGGUUCCAGAUUCAAGACCAAGAGGUUCUAUAUCGGCACAUCCAUCACAGGCAAAUCUAACUGCGGCAGAGCAAGCAUUGAUCUCUUCUGCUCCGGCAGCAGACUCCUCUAAUACGAUCAGGUUUGCUGGCGUUACUGAACACACGAGAAAAGAGGAUCGAGGCAAUCCACACACUGCUACUGUGGCCAGCAUUCUGCACAGGCCGGAUUCCCCGAUUUCAUUCGAGGUUCCCGAGAGGCGCCACCCCCUCCAACACUUUACAUUUCCUACUGAUGAUCUCGUUUCAUCUAAAAAGACACGGGAAAGCCAGGGGCCAAACUUGUCAGAAUUGACAUCCAGACUUUCCAAAGCGAGAAUAGACACAGAUAAAAUCAUAGCAAGCACCCCAGGGACACAGAAGAAAGUUGGGAAGAAGCUGAUAAUAUCGUCUGAUAACGGUCCGAUCAUUCCAUUUACCAAAUACUUAAGCAAGGAGGACGACAACAAGAUUCAUAUUUUAAUUGGAGCCACCGGCUCCGUCGCUAGCAUCAAGAUUCCUCUAAUAAUAGAGAAGCUAUUCAAAGUCUACACGCAUGAAAAGGUCUCGAUACAGUUGGUGGUAACGGAGGCCGCUGAGCAUUUCUUGAAAGGGAUGAGAGUAUCUUCAGAUGUGAAAAUAUGGAGGGACAGAGAAGAGUGGUCUAAUCCUACAACCAGACCUGGUGAGCCUGUAUUGCAUGUUGAACUGCGAAAGUGGGCUGACAUCUUUUUAAUUGCUCCAAUGAGUGCAAACACGCUUGCGAAAGUUGCCAAUGGUAUCGCCGAUAAUAUGCUUACAUCUAUAGUCAGUAUUUGGAAUCCGCUAAUUCCAAUAUUGAUUGCUCCAGCCAUGAACACUUUGAUGUAUACUCAUCCGCUAACUCGCAAGCAUUUGGCUGUUAUCAAGGAAGGAUUCAAGUUUAUUGAAGUUCUCCGACCAGUCGAGAAGGUGUUGGUUUGUGGAGAUAUUGGUAUGGGAGGAAUGCGGGAAUGGAGUGAGAUCGUGGAUAUCGUGGUAAAGCGUGUGAAGAAGAUACAGAAGAUCGAGAAGAAGAAGCUAGAGGAGCAUGAAGGGGAAGGUGACAAAACAGAGAAAGGUGAGAAGGCCGAAAAUAAUCAAAGUGUGAAGGGAAAGAAAUUGGAUGGAGAAGGUGAGGAAGAUGAAGAUGAGGAUGAAGAUGAAGAUGAGGAUGAAGAUGAGGAUGAAGAUGAAGAUGARGAUGAAGAUGAAGAUGAGGAUGAAGAUGAGGAUGAAGAUGAAGAUGAAGAUGAAGAUGAAGAUGAGGAUGAAGAUGAGGAUGAGGAUGAGGAUGAGGAUGAAGAUGAAGAUGAUAGCGAUAGUGGUGAUGGGGAGGAUGAAGAAGAAGAAGAAGAAGAUGUUGAUAGUGAUGAUGAGGAGGAUGAUAGCGAUGGUGAUGACGGGGAGGAUGAAGAAAAUAAAGAAAAUACAGACCAAGAUAAUCGUGAUCAGGCUAUUGCCUCUGAAUUAAAGAAAGAUAACAAUUUACUGGACAACCCGAAUGAGAACAGCAAUAAUGAAUCAGAGGAUGAUAAUGAAGACAACUAUGAAGAUGCGACUGCAAACGAAAGCGGAGAAAAUGAAGAUAACGGGGAAAAAGACUUGGAUGACGUGAUAUCGCCAUCAACAAACCCUUAUAUAUUGAAAAUGUACGGCAAGAAGAAGUCUCAGAAAGAAGUCGAUAAGGGUUUCGAAAGUCUUGAUGACUUGUCGAUGAACAAAUCCAACAGUGAAAAUUGA
Messenger RNA from Brettanomyces bruxellensis, 2268 nucleotides. RefSeq lists its product as uncharacterized. The coding region runs from base 1 to 2268 and encodes 755 amino acids. Gene Ontology annotation, molecular function: phosphopantothenoylcysteine decarboxylase activity; FMN binding. NCBI's taxonomy places the organism in Eukaryota, Fungi, Ascomycota, Pichiomycetes, Pichiales, Pichiaceae. The transcript has a single exon. Gene Ontology annotation, cellular component: phosphopantothenoylcysteine decarboxylase complex. Gene Ontology annotation, biological process: coenzyme A biosynthetic process. The record is from RefSeq and is a predicted model, not a curated record.